Messenger RNA from Eurytemora carolleeae, 1093 nucleotides. RefSeq lists its product as uncharacterized. The transcript has 9 exons. The record is from RefSeq and is a predicted model, not a curated record. NCBI's taxonomy places the organism in Eukaryota, Metazoa, Arthropoda, Copepoda, Calanoida, Temoridae. The coding region runs from base 251 to 982 and encodes 243 amino acids.
AGAGGUUACAAUAGAUAAAGCAGACACUAAAGACGGGACCAAAUAUAUAUUUAUCUCUGAUCAUGAUCCUCCUUUUUCAGCUAAAGAAUAGAGGAUGAUAACCCGGUUUAGUAUAAUAUUGUGGUGUUGAGUAAACACCAGGGUUGGGACGGAGAACUAUCAAUGAUUAAUAUUUAAUCAGUAAUUGUUUGUUGUCUGGAGAACGGUAAACCAGGAGCUGUGUUCCCAGCAGUACCCGGAGUAGUUGGGAAUGGACAAACAAACCUUUCUCGUCCUUCUCCUCUCCCUUCCCUGUACAGUGAUAGGAUGGGGAGAAUGGGACAGUGUAAGCUGUUACUCCUGUGGACUACCAACUAUUGACCCUGAAAAGGAUGAACAGGAUACCUAUGGGACGGAUCCAGGAGUGAACAAGAAGAUGUACAACCAUAGUUGUGAUCUUAUGGAUAAUGGUCUGAGUGGAAACUAUAAGUUUGCAGGCCAAGAACUAGCUCCUAGAACAUGGGUGACCUAUGUGAAUAAGUCGGAACCUCUACUCAGCGAGAACGGAACCCAGAUUACAACCUGUGCUCCGGAUACUACUGUCAAUGGAACUGUUGUGCCAGGAAAGUGUACAAAUGCAAUGAGAGAGUGGAGGGUUGCAGUUCCUAAACCUCCAAAGGAAUAUGAUAUGAGUAUGUGGAUAAGGAAGUGUCCCAAGGGGGUUAGAAGCUGCUUUAAAGCAAUUGGAAAUUGGGAUCGCCAGAAGCCCGUAUUCCGGGGAUGCUCGGAGUCAAUCUAUGCUCAUCCCCAAACCUGUAGGAGAGAACUCAAAUCCGUCUCCGUUAAUCCAGCCCAACCACCGGUUGAUGUUGAAGUGUAUCUUUGCUUCUGUAGUGCUGAUACUUGUAACAUAGACAUUAGUUCAGGUUUAAGUUUACGGUUUGGUUUGAAGUAUUUGAUUUAUACUCUCCUGUGGAUUCUAUUUAUCCAAACUUUAGCUUAAUUUUUCUCUGUUUUUUUUCAAUGCUUUUUCUCCAUUUCCUUUCUCUUCCUUUUUCUUUCCAUUUCAUUUCCUUUUCUCUAAAGAUUCCUCGCUAAAUUCCAUUUUUUAAUA